Messenger RNA from Pseudophryne corroboree (corroboree frog), 1465 nucleotides. Its product is annotated as BCL-6 corepressor-like protein 1. The transcript is spliced from 7 exons. The record is from RefSeq and is a predicted model, not a curated record. Lineage: Eukaryota; Metazoa; Chordata; Amphibia; Anura; Myobatrachidae. Bases 224 to 1141 code for a protein of 305 amino acids.
CUGUAUUGUUUGAUUUGGACCUUAUAGCUUUCUUUUGCCGAAGUAGGCCUGUUUUUGUUUCCUUAUUGAAGCCAAGUUUCCUUUUUUUUCUGAGCAGGUUGCUGUAUUGUUUGAUUUGGACCUUAUAUCUUUCUUUUGCCGAAGUAGGCCUGUUUUUGUUUCCUUAUUGAAGCCAAGUUUCCUUUUUUUUCUGAGCAGUGUUCCGUAUUUUCAUCAUGAAGAUAUGGAGUACACUCCUGCAAUCCUCUCCCUGAAUGCUAAGUUCCCUGGGAACUCCCAUGAUGCCCAUGUCAUUAGACAAUCAGGGAUAUGGCAAAGAUUAAGAACGAUGGAAGACCAAGACAUGUGGCUAUUGGGAGACCGUGGAUAUCCUUGCACCCCCUGGCUCAUGACUCCUUACAGUAAACCCAGGCCAGGACCACAGUCGGCAUUUAAUUCCACGCUUACUGCCACUAGACAGCUGGUGGAGCGCAUGAUUGGUGUUCUUAAAGGGCGUUUUCGUGUGCUCCACCGCACUGGUGGCGACAUCAUGUAUUCGCCGGAAAUGGGCAAGCACAACGGCAAGCAGCAGGUCGAAGGCCGCCAAUUUCUUGGCCAGACCAAUUCCCUUCUCUGCCCCCCUCCCCUUCUGUGGCCCAAUCCCCCUCCCCGCCUCCCUCCCCCUCUCUUUCCCAAUCCCCUUCUCCGCCCCCUCCCCCUCUCUUUCACAAUCCCCUUCUCCACCUCACUCCCCCUCUGUGGCCCAAUCCCCCUCUCCGUCCCCCUCCCCCUCUCUUUCACAAUCCCCUUCUUCGCCCCCCUCUCCCUCUGUGGCCCAAUCCCCCUCUCCACCCCCUUCCCCCUCUCUUUCCCAAUCCCCCUCUCUGCCCCACUCCCCCUCUCUUUCCCAAUCCCCCUCUCUGCCCCUCUCCCCCUCUGUGGCCCAAUCACCCUCUCCGCCCCCCUCCCCCACUCUUUCACAAUCCCCUUCUCCGCCCCACUCCCCCUCUCUUUCCCAAUCCCCCUCUCUGCCCCCCUCCCCCUCUGUGGCCCAACCCACCUCUCCGCCACCCUCCCCCUCUCUUUCCCAAUCCCCCUCUUUACCCCCCUCCCCCUCUGUGGCCCAACCCACCUCUCCGCCACCCUCCCUCUCUCAAUCUGACCCACCCUCUGUAACCAGCUCCCCCUUCCAUCCUCUUUCCCCCAUCCAGCCUCCUUCCCCCAUCCAGCCUCCUUCCCCCAUCCAGCCGCCAUCCCCCAUCCAGUGGCCAUCCCCACCUUCAGAAUGGGCAGCAGAGGCCCCGGAGCCGCUUCAGGGAGGUUAUCAAGUGGCAGAGGAGAAUGUUGCAGUUGGAGAUCCCACAACUUUUGCGGGCAUUCUGGACAGCAUGCGAAGGAACCUGGAAGCCUUGCUGGCUAAUGUGGACCAGCUCCAAAAAUGUAGUUAAAAAAAUGUACAUAAAAAAAAAAAGUUUGAAAAGUAAAA